AUGGCAAAACGUUCAAAGAGCCUGACAGCUUCUUCCAAGGCGGUGGACCCCACCCUCGACGCUCUUUUUGCGUCCAGUGCUGGUCCUGUCCAGGCUCCCGUCAAGUCAAGAUACUCGACUUUGGUGGAACAAAAGGCUCGGGAACCCCCCAAGCCAAGGGUGCAGCUCGAAGAACAAGACGCCGACGAUGAGGUCCUCUCUGAGAUUAGCGAGGAGCUGAGCUUCGAAGAAGAUGGCCCCUCAGAUGAGGAAGAGGAAGGGUCUGACGCUUCGGAGCCAGAGGGGGAGAGUGAAGACGAGCAAGGGGAAGAGGAAGGGGAAGAGGAAGAGGAAGAAUCUUCAAAAGAGCCCAUGAAAGAUGCGCCAGUAGAGCUCGACGACAUUAUUGAUGCGACAGAAGACAAGCCAAACAAGGAACGGAAACGAAAGAGAAAAAACGAGAACGACGAUCUGGAGGGCAAAUACCUGGACAAACUUGUUGCGGAGGAGGAAGCUGAGCGCGCCGGCAAGCGACAAAAGAAUGAUGCUCUGAAUAAGACCGAAAAGGCUGUCGCGGAGGAUAAUGAUGCCGGCAACGACAGCGACAUUCCCGUCCAUGAGACCCUCGCCAAGGACAACAAAUCGUCAGACCUUGAGAAGGCAGCGCGAACAGUCUUUCUCGCCAAUGUGUCCACAGAAGCAAUCAAUUCCAAGACCGCCAAGAAGACCCUCAUGGCCCAUCUGUCAUCCAUUUUGGAUAAAGAUGCCACUCCCCCGCAAACUAUCGAGUCACUGCGUUUCCGUUCCGUGGCUUUCGCAGGCGGCUCUCUCCCUAAGCGAGCAGCUUACAUUACCAAGAGCCUGAUGGAUGCAACGACCAAGUCCGCCAAUGCAUAUGUCGUGUACUCAACCUCGGCGGCUGCUCGCAAGGCUGCCGCAGAACUUAAUGGUACCCAGGUCCUCGAAAGGCACCUGAGAGUCGACAACGUCGCCCACCCCAGUCCCACAGAUCACCGCCGAUGUGUGUUUGUUGGCAACCUCGGGUUUGUUGAUGAUGAGACCGUCUUGAACACCAACGCGGAUGGCGACACUACGGAGAAGAAAAAGAACAAGAUCCCAUCCGAUGUCGAAGAGGGUCUUUGGCGAACUUUUAGCACUCAGGGCAAGGUUGAAAACGUCCGAGUAGUUCGAGAUUCCAAGACUCGUGAUGGCAACGAUGUCGAGGCAGCCUUACUCCUUGAUGGCAAGAAAUUUCCUCCCAUGUUACCGCGUAAGUUGCGAGUCACUCGAGCCAAGGAUCCGCGCAAGACAGCUCUCGCCCAAGAGCGAGCCAGGGGCAAGAACAUCGUUCCUAAUGGCGCCGCCAAGAGCACAAAAUACAGACACAAGGCUACACCUCAGGAGCAGUCCAUGGCUGGACGUACAAGCAAGCUUCUCGGCCGCUCGGCCGCCGUGCAGCAACGCCACAAGAAGCGACCCUCAACACAGGGUUCUUCCGAGGAUGCCCAGAACAUUCCGUCUAGUAUCAAAGGACCCGAACAGUUCGUUUUUGAAGGCCGCCGUGCUUCAUCUAAGGACGGCACACCCAAAGAUCUUAAACUUGGCAAGAAGGGCAAGGGCAAGGGCAGAUCUGGCAGGCCCCAAAACCGAGGCGCAAGGAGAGCUGCCGAGUGGAAGAAGAAGAGCUGA
Molecule: messenger RNA, 1668 nt
Organism: Fusarium tjaetaba
Lineage: Eukaryota; Fungi; Ascomycota; Sordariomycetes; Hypocreales; Nectriaceae
Product: nucleolar 12
Exons: 4
Coding region: 1-1668 (555 amino acids)
Molecular function (GO): nucleic acid binding
Source: RefSeq, a predicted model, not a curated record